This is a messenger RNA of Copidosoma floridanum, 1372 nucleotides long. RefSeq names its product SET and MYND domain containing, class 3 (gene Smyd3). Lineage: Eukaryota; Metazoa; Arthropoda; Insecta; Hymenoptera; Encyrtidae. The record is from RefSeq and is a predicted model, not a curated record. Gene Ontology annotation, molecular function: protein binding. Gene Ontology annotation, cellular component: nucleus.
CCGCAGAUUUAUAAUUCAAGUCCUAUUGUAUCGGUUCAAAAUAUUUUUAUAGAAAUUUUUUCAUGACAAAUAUGAAAUGCAGAUAAAAAAAGGUGAUUGUUUGAUAAGUUCCAAACCUUUUGCGUACGUUUUAAGUUCAAAACACAAAGAUAAUCGUUGUGAUCACUGUUUCAGAAGUGGGAAACUUUUGAAAUGCUCUGGUUGUCAUUACGUUUAUUACUGCGACCGCAAUUGCCAAAAAGAAUCUUGGAAGAUUCACAAGGCGGAGUGCGCAAAUUUGAAAAGAAUACUGCCACGAAUUGUGCCAGACGCUGCUCGUUUGCUGGCCAGAAUAAUCAUCAAGCUUCAACAAGGCGGAGGAGAAGAGAAAGAGUACUAUUCAAAAAACUCGUACAGGAGAUUCAAGGACUUGAUGUCGCAUUACACGAGUUUAAAAAACGAUCAAAAGCGUAUGGAGCACUUUGUCUCACUUUGCCAAAUUUUAGAGGAAUUUAUGGGUAGCUCUCAGCUACCAAACUCAGCAGAGAUAUUAGGCUUGUAUGGAAGAAUUUGCGUCAAUUCGUACAACAUAUUAGAUUCCGAUAUGAACAGCAUUGGUGUUGGCAUUUAUUUAGGACCCUCUGUAAUAGAUCACAGUUGUAAGCCAAAUGCUAUUGCUGUGUUUGAAGGAACAACAAUAAUUAUUAGAGCCCUGGAGGAUAUUCCACGCUUGGAUUGGUCACAAAUACAUAUAUCAUACAUCGAUGUACUAAAUACAACUACUACUAGGCGUGCAGAACUGGAAAGCACGUAUUAUUUUGUGUGCAAUUGUGAGAGAUGCAAAGAAUCAGAAACAUUUGCAACAGCUGCAACUUGCUCAUCAUGUCCAAGCCAAUGUGAUAUUAAAGAAGAUUCUUGUUUGAAUUGUGGUCAAAAGAUUUCAACAUCUUUUAAAGAAAAGUUCAAAGAAAUUAGUGAAUUUACUGCAAGUCACCUUGAAAAUAUGAAAAAUGUAGCCUAUUUGGAUAUUAGCAAAAUAUGCCUGAGUAAACAAAAAGGAGUUUUUCACCCUUUAAACAUUCAGUACAUACGAACUAUGGAAUCUGCAUUUGAUGCUGCUGUUAAUUUAGGAUAUUGGGAAGAUGCUCAAAGUUUUGGAAUUGAUUUACUGCCAGGCUAUUUGCACUAUUAUGGAGAGUUUCAUCCUCUCACAGGAAUAUUGUACUUAAUGUUAGGGAAAAUACAGCUGCAUUUGGAAAAGGCAAAGCCAGCUUUAGAGAUGCUAAAUAAAGCUGAAAAAAUUAUCAAAAUCACCCAUGGAGACAAUCAUUCUUUGUUCAGGGAUAACUUAAGACCGCUACUUUGCCAAGCCAUGAUGGAGAGUCAGCAUUGA